CACCUCUCCGCGCACCUUGCACAUGGAGCCCAUUUUAUUUCAAAUGCACCGAACGCGGCGUUCAUUGAUCAUCCAUCCAAGCAAUCUCAUUCAAAAACAUCCUGAUUGGUUCAUUCCCUCCCAAAUAGCGCAGCACUUAGGGCCCGUCGUAAGUUCUCCGUCAACGCAUCCCGUCGGCCACGAUGAAGUCCUCUGCCGCAAUUCUCUUCCUCGGCCUCGUCCUCGCCGCUCUUUGCUGCGCCGUCCAGGCUCAUGAUGACGACGACCGUGGUGGCAGAUACGGCGGCGGCCGCGGCGGCAGGUACCGCUGGCCCGCAGUUGUCGCAUCGGGCGAAGCGUCGCUGAAAGCCUGCCCUCGCGUCUGGGGGGUCCGCGGGUCUGCUGCUAUCAAGAACUAUCAGUUCCAGAACGGCUCUCUGUCGCUCACCUAUCAGCUUCUUCUCGUGGGCACCAGCUCGGCUCCCACGUCGCAGAGCAUUGUGACUGGCGAUCCCUGCGAUACUCUGGUAACCCCAACCACUGUUCAGGAUCUGCCCGGGACGUGGGUUGCCAGUUAUGUUCGCUGGAGCACGGGUUACCGUCUGUACGGCAGCGUUGACGGCACAGCGCUUAUGACCGCUCUGCAGAGCUCGUCGGGUUACCGUCGCCGUUCUAAGCCCAGAAUGUACAUCGUGUUCCGUGGCAACGGGACAAUCGCCGGAAGGCUCCAGCUCUGGUAGAUUCGCGUGCGCGUUAGUGGGUGAUGUUUGAUUGUUUUAUUAGUGGCUGCUUCGCGGCUGGGGUGGGAACAGUGUUGCGUACAUUCAAGCUGUUCUAUGAGCUGCAUAGAACAGGUUGAAUGUAGACAACGGGUAGAGAAGGGAUGUAAAAAGCCAUUUUUGGAUGUGCGCCAUUUUUGAAAAAUAUGUUUGUCUGGUGGACGGAAAUAGUAGAUAUUGAGAAUUGUUACACCGACAUAUUGGUAAUGUG
This is a messenger RNA of Closterium sp. NIES-67, 969 nucleotides long. The record is from the annotation of a GenBank genome assembly. NCBI's taxonomy places the organism in Eukaryota, Viridiplantae, Streptophyta, Zygnematophyceae, Desmidiales, Closteriaceae.